AUGCAUGUACUAGCGCGGAAUCUAGCUCGGAGAGUCUCAAGAACUCAGGUCAUCAGUCGCAAUGCAUAUUCAACACAAAGGGUCAGAGACAUUGGUCAGCCAACUCCAGCAUCUCAUCCUCAUUUAAUGGCGGAAGGAGAGGUCACACCAGGAAUAAGAAUUGAGGAGUACAUUGGUAGAAGGAAGAAGCUUGUGGAUCUUCUUCCUGAGAACAGCUUAGCCAUCAUUUCUUCAGCACCCGUGAAGAUGAUGACAGACGUUGUUCCAUAUACGUUCAGGCAGGAGGCUGAUUAUUUGUAUCUAACUGGCUGCCAACAACCAGGUGGUGUCGCUGUUUUAAGUGAGGAACGCGGUUUAUGCAUGUUCAUGCCGGAAUCAACUCCUAAUGACAUUGCUUGGCAAGGAGAAGUAGCUGGAGUUGAUGCAGCGUCCGAGGUCUUCAAGGCAGAACAAUCAUAUCCGAUAAGCAAAUUACCUGAGAUUCUUUCAGACAUGCUAAGGAAUUCUUCGAAAGUGUUUCAUAAUGCUGAAAUGGCCUCGCAAAGAUACACAAACUUGAUUGAGUUUCAGAACUCGGCAUCUCUUGGCAAAGUGAAAGCUCUCUCAAGUUUGACACAUGAGCUGAGGUUAACUAAAUCGCCUGCGGAACUCAAAUUGAUGAGAGAGUCUGCAUCUAUUGCUUGCCAGGGUCUUUUGAAAACAAUGCUACAUUCAAAAGGGUUUCCAGAUGAAGGCAUCUUGUCAGCUCAAGUUGAAUAUGAGUGCCGGGUAAGAGGUGCUCAGCGAAUGGCAUUCAAUCCUGUGGUCGGUGGCGGUCCAAAUGCCAGUGUUAUCCACUAUUCACGAAAUGAUCAGCGAAUAAAAGAUGGAGAUCUUGUCUUGAUGGACAUGGGUUGUGAGUUACAUGGUUAUGUUAGUGAUCUUACUCGGACAUGGCCACCUUGUGGAAAAUUCAGCUCUCUUCAGGAAGAGCUAUAUGAUCUUAUACUUCAGACAAACAAAGAGUGCAUAAAACUCUGCAAGCCUGGCACAACCAUCCGCCAACUAAACACAUAUUCGACCGAUAUGUUAUGUGAUGGAUUGAUGAGGAUGGGCAUCUUGAAGAGUCGUAGACUGUACCACCAGCUGAAUCCAACCUCCAUAGGUCACUACCUUGGGAUGGAUGUGCAUGACUCUUCUGCUGUGGGAUAUGACCGUCCUUUGCAACCUGGUUUUGUGAUCACGAUCGAGCCAGGAGUCUACAUUCCAUCUUCAUUCAACUGCCCUGAAAGGUUCCAAGGGAUAGGUAUAAGGAUCGAAGAUGACGUUCUGAUCACUGAGACAGGAUACGAGGUGCUCACAGGGUCAAUGCCUAAGGAGAUCAAACACAUAGAGACAUUGUUGAAUCAUCACUGCCAUGAGAAUGCUACACAAAGCUUCGCCAGUUUCUCUUCGUAA
Messenger RNA from Microthlaspi erraticum, 1437 nucleotides. The record is from the annotation of a GenBank genome assembly. NCBI's taxonomy places the organism in Eukaryota, Viridiplantae, Streptophyta, Magnoliopsida, Brassicales, Brassicaceae.